AUGAGCCUGUACGACGGCAAGACGUUCCGCUCGGCCUCCAACACGGCCAACGGCGAAGUCGGCGCCGAGACGCUCUUCCACUACCACCAGGACGGCAACAUUGUGUGGGCCGAGUACGGAGGCGGCUCCAUCGUCCGCGGCACGCUGAUUGCUACCGUGGCGAGCGCCGAUAACAGCCUGGAUAUGCGAUAUCAGCAUGUCAACCGCGAGGGCGAGCUCAUGACGGGGCAAUGCCGGUCUAAGCCAGAGGUGUUGGAGGAUGGACGGUUGAGAAUGCAUGAGAAGUGGAUGUGGACGAGUGGGGAUCGGUCUGAGGGAGAGUCUGUUAUUGAAGAGGUUAAGAAGGAGUAA
Molecule: messenger RNA, 351 nt
Organism: Ilyonectria robusta
Lineage: Eukaryota; Fungi; Ascomycota; Sordariomycetes; Hypocreales; Nectriaceae
Exons: 1
Coding region: 1-351 (116 amino acids)
Source: RefSeq, a predicted model, not a curated record